Mangifera indica (mango) is the source of this 1049-nucleotide messenger RNA. Its product is annotated as expansin-like B1. Lineage: Eukaryota; Viridiplantae; Streptophyta; Magnoliopsida; Sapindales; Anacardiaceae. Gene Ontology annotation, cellular component: extracellular region. Bases 121 to 876 code for a protein of 251 amino acids. The transcript has 4 exons. The record is from RefSeq and is a predicted model, not a curated record.
GAUUUGUUAUUUCCCCAUCCCAUUUCUAAACUUCUUGCUUCGUCUUAACCAUUCUCUCUCAUUCCCAAAGCAACCUUGUUGCUUCAUUAGCUUCUUAUAAUUUAUAUCUGAUAUUCAGAAAUGGGGGUUGUUCUUAAUUAUCAUUACUGUCUUUUUUCCUUGAUGCUGCUUUUGCCAGCAUUGUGUUACUCUCAAGACACAUUUACAUGUUCUAGAGCAACUUACUAUGGUAGCCCUGAUUGCUUAGGGACUCCAACUGGGGCUUGUGGGUAUGGAGAAUUUGGCAGAACUGUAAAUGAUGCUAACGUGGCUGGUGUUUCAAGGCUGUGGAAAAAUGGAACUGGCUGCGGAGGUUGCUAUCAGGUUAAGUGCACCGUGCCAAAACUUUGCAGUGAUGAUGGAGUGAAUAUAAUGGUGACUGACUAUGGUGAAGGAGACCACACUGAUUUCAUCCUCAGCCCACGUGCCUACUUAAGACUCGCACGUGCAGACGCAGCUGCUCAGCUGUUCGCUUAUGGCGUCGUUGAUGUAGAAUUCCGAAGAAUCUCCUGCAAAUUUGCAGGUUACAACAAUCUCAUGUUUAAAGUCCAUGAGCACAGCAGGUUCCCUCAAUACCUGGCUUUAGUUUUUCUCUACCAAACUGGGCAAAAUGAAAUCCUAGCAGUUGAAUUAUGGCAGGACGAUUGUAAGGAAUGGAGGGGAAUGAGAAGGGCAUAUGGUGCAGUUUGGGACAUGCCAAAUCCCCCACAAGGCUCAAUAACGUUGAGAUUUCAAGUGAGUGGAAGCAUGGGGAUGAAAUGGAUAGUGGCUAAUAAUGCUAUCCCUGCUGAUUGGAAGGCUGGAGUUGCUUAUGACUCAGCAAUCCAGCUAUAUUAAUUAAACAACGGCUUUUAAGAUGAAUCCCAAUAGAUUAUGAUCAUAAUAAAUAAUAUAGGAAAACCCAUUGUUGUGAUGUUUAGCACUAUUUUGUCCCAGUAUUACUUUGUUUAUGAUUUAGUAUAUUAUUGUAUUAAGUUGGCAAAUAAUAAUUGGGAUUUUGUACUUUGGUA